GGUAGGAGGGGGGCUGUUUAUAACUUUGGAAAACAGACACCCAGUGUGUGUUUGAGUGUGUUUCUUCGUCUCCCUCCAAUCCCACCUCCAACCCCUCCGAACCAGCACGGGAGCAGCCGCUGGUCGGAGCGAGUGCGCCGCUGUGGGGCCGCAGUGCGCGCCGACCGGAGGGGGCUGGCUCUGUUGAUUGAAUCCAGCUGUUGGGGAAAAGUUGCGCGGAAGGGGGGCCCGCGGAUUUGCAUUGCUAAAUAAUCUGUGCAGCGGGACGGGACGGAGCGGAGGUUAGAAAACGAGAGGCGGUCGCGGUUUCCUUCUGCAACACUUGGUUUCAUGUGCCGAAGCUCCAGGUCGACCAGACAGCCGUUAAUGAAAACCUGGUGUCCGCUCUCGCGUAAAAAGGCGCAUAGUUCUGGGGGGUGGCGGCGGUGAAGGGAUCUAAACCUUUCCUUUUUCUAGGGAGCUCUCUAGAAACUGUAAAACCAUGCUUUUGGAAAUACGUGGCUUCAGGUUUUGCUCUCCUGCGAGGAUGUUGGCAGCUCUGGUAUUUAUUCUGCUUUGUGUCCAGCCUGGACAUGGACAGACCUGCACAGAAGGUUUUGCAUUUGACCGCAGGUCGAGACAGUGUAUAGAUGUGGAUGAAUGCCGUACCCUGCCAGAGCCGUGCUUUGGAGCAAUGGGCUGCGUGAACCAGAACGGAGGUUACCUGUGCCUCCCCAGGAACUUGUACAACCGGCAGUACAGGCAGGACACGCCCGCCGUGCCCGACCAGGUUUACCAGGACCCCUCGGCUGGCUUUUCAGACACCUUUCUGCCAGCUGUUCCAGGAGGCGGAGGUGGUCGAGGUGCAGUAGAGCCCAGCUACCCCAGAGUGAGGACCACGGCGCAAUGCAUCCUGGGAUAUACUCUUGCAGAGGAUGGCACCUGUAAUGACAUUGAUGAAUGUGAGACCAACUCCCACCACUGUAACCCCACCCAGGUCUGCAUCAACACCUCAGGCGGCUACACCUGCUCCUGCACUGAGGGCUACUGGCUCAUCGGUGGACAGUGUCAGGAUAUCGAUGAAUGUCGCUACGGUUACUGCCAGCAGCUUUGUGCCAACGUUCCCGGAUCUUAUUCCUGCUCCUGUAAUCCUGGAUUCAUCCUCAACCCGGACAGCAGGACGUGUCAAGAUGUGGACGAGUGUGAAGAUGAACCCUGCAGUCACGGCUGCUUCAACACCUACGGAUCCUUCAUGUGCAACUGUGACGAAGGCUUCGAGCUGGCGGCUGACGGCACCACGUGUAUCGACUUGGAUGAGUGCAGUUUCUCUGAGUUUCUGUGUCAGCACAGAUGUGUGAACACGCCGGGUUCUUUCUCCUGCAUCUGUCCGCCUGGAUAUUAUGUGUUCGAGGACGGCAGGAGCUGUGAAGAUGUCAAUGAAUGUGACACUGGUAACAACACCUGUACAACAGCACAAGUAUGUUUCAAUUUCCAGGGAGGCUAUACAUGCCUGGAUCCUUUACAGUGUCGCCCUCCUUACAUCGAAGUUAGUGACAAUCAGUGCAUGUGUUCGGCAGAGAACCCUGCCUGCAGGGACAAACCCUUCACCAUUCUGUACCGACACAUGGACUUGUCGUCGGGGCGCAGUGUGCCUGCAGAUAUCUUCCAGAUGCAGGCCACCACGCGCUACCCCGGCGCCUUCUACAUCUUCCAGAUAAAGUCGGGCAACGAUGGACGAGAGUUUUACAUGAGGCAAACCAGCAACGUGAGCGCCACGCUGGUGCUGUCGCGGCCGAUCAAAGGCCCCAAGCAGGUGGUCCUGGACCUGGAGAUGGUCACGGUCAACAACGUCAUCAACUUCAGAGGCAGCUCCAUCAUCCGUCUGACGAUAUUCGUGUCCGAGCAUCCGUUCUGAGCAACAUGAACUUCAGAAAGUCCUGCAGCUGAUGUCAUGGUUUGUCUGAGACGGCUCAACCCCUUUAUUCCUGUCAUGAUGUCAUCCUCCAUAAAGACCCGUCCGAUCAGGACUCCGGCCAGAGAUGGGAAGACGCUCCUCUGCCUGAAUCCCCGCCCCGGUUUAAUGGACACUGAGUUUUUUACGGCUGGACACUGAAGGAUGUUUGUGGUGUACAAUUUCUGACAUCCUCUAUCCAGACCUGAAGUUUAUAUCAGCGUGUAUUUUCUCUGUGAAUCUUCAUCCCUUCACGUAAAGCUGUGACUUCGAUGCUGCCAUCUGAGGAGAGCCGCUUGUGUAAUUGUGUCGGUGUUUGAGAUGAUGUAACGAAGCAGCCAUUAACUGAAUUAUUGAUCACAGUUUCUUUUAGACCAAUAAAUGUCUUCACACCA
Molecule: messenger RNA, 2325 nt
Organism: Acanthochromis polyacanthus (spiny chromis)
Lineage: Eukaryota; Metazoa; Chordata; Actinopteri; Pomacentridae
Gene: fbln5
Product: fibulin 5
Exons: 11
Coding region: 482-1894 (470 amino acids)
Molecular function (GO): calcium ion binding
Source: RefSeq, a predicted model, not a curated record